This is a messenger RNA of Wickerhamiella sorbophila, 3153 nucleotides long. Its product is annotated as Vacuolar cation-chloride cotransporter 1. Gene Ontology annotation, biological process: chloride ion homeostasis; cell volume homeostasis; chloride transmembrane transport. The record is from RefSeq and is a predicted model, not a curated record. Gene Ontology annotation, molecular function: potassium:chloride symporter activity. Gene Ontology annotation, cellular component: membrane. The coding region runs from base 1 to 3153 and encodes 1050 amino acids. The transcript has a single exon. Lineage: Eukaryota; Fungi; Ascomycota; Dipodascomycetes; Dipodascales; Trichomonascaceae.
AUGCAAUCUGUGGCAUCCAGUGCAGAGCGUGCUCCGCUACUGCCUCUGCAUGAACGUGAUGUUCAAUUCGCCGACACUCCAAAUCCACGCGAACUUUCGAAACAGUCUUAUGGAACGGCACCACCUCCAGUGGACGCUAGCGAGAAGCUGGGCACUUUCGAGGGCGUGUUUAUCCCCACAACUCUCAAUGUGCUCUCAAUUCUUAUGUUCUUGCGUUUUGGAUUCAUUAUUGGACAGGCUGGAUUCUUGGGAACUGUUCUCCUGCUUUUGAUCUCCUAUACAAUCAACAUUCUCACAACUCUGUCCGUUUCAGCCAUUGCGACAAAUGGUGUGGUGAGAGGUGGAGGUGCGUACUACAUGAUUUCCAGAUCACUAGGGCCUGAAUUCGGUGGUAGCAUUGGCGUGAUUUUCUACAUCGGUCAAGUUCUGAACGCUGGUCUCAAUGUUGUCGGUUUCUGCGUCCCCCUAAUCAAUAAUUUCGGAUCAAAGUCUGGAGCGAUCCUCAAAGUUCUUCCGGAAUCUUAUUGGUGGACGUUCACAUAUGAAACCAUUUUGUUGUUUUUCUGCACUUUUAUUUGCUUUGUUGGCCCUUCUUUGUUUGCUAGGUCCUCCAAGCUGUUGUUUGUGGUCCUGAUUGUAGCCACUGCCUCGAUUCCCAUCUCGGCCUUACUUGUGGGACCCUAUUUCAGUGAUACUUUCCAAGCUUGGUACACGGGACCAAGCUGGGAUACUUUCAAAGACAAUCUCAUGCCUCGCUUCACAAAAGGAGCCGCCGGCAGUGAGAUCAAGGGCCGAGAAAACUUCCAAGAUCUCUUUGGCAUUCUGUUCCCUGCCACUGCGGGUAUUUUCGCAGGGUCCAGUAUGUCUGGUGAUCUUAAGACACCGUCAAAAAGUAUCCCUAAAGGUACUUUGAACGGUAUUUGGCUCACUAUCGUUCUUUACCUAUCGGUCGUGCUCGCCAUCUCUGGUUGCGCAUCCAGAGACCUUCUUUACCAGGACAUUGAAAUUAUGCGUAAUAGCAAUAUCAGCCCAAUCCUUGUGAUUUUGGGUGAAUUUGCUACAACUCUUUUCUCUGCAUUGAUGGGUAUCAUCGGAGCGGCCAAGCUUUUGCAGGCAAUUUCGCGUGAUAACAUUCUACCUUUCAUCCAUAUUUUCAGCAAAGGUACCAUAACGAACGACAACCCGUUGCUGGCCAUUUUUGUCACUUACUUUUUGACCCAACUCACCAUCUUCUUGGAUAUCAACAAGAUCGCUAUCUUCAUCACCAUGGCAUUUUUGAUGACGUUUGUCGUGACGAAUCUCGCAUGCUUCUUGUUAGAUAUUUCAAGCGCACCUAAUUUCCGUCCGUCGUUCCGUUAUUUCAGCGCCACAACCGCUUUUGUUGGAAGUGUUUUGUCGGUGAUUACCAUGGGCAUUGCCGACGGCUGGGCAGCCAUGUUUAUGGUUGCACUUGGACUGGCACUUUUCUGCUUGAUUCAUUUUUAUUCGCCGCCAAAGCCUUGGGGUGAUGUCUCACAGACGCUGAUUUACCACCAGGUUCGCAAAUAUCUCUUGCGGCUCCGUGAUGAUCAUGUCAAAUAUUGGCGACCCCAGAUCCUGCUGCUGGUUGAUGACCCUCGUACUUCCUGGAGCUUGAUCAAGUUUUGCAACCACUUGAAGAAAGGUGGGCUUUUUGUCUUGGGUCAUGUUAUUGUCACGAAUGAUUUCAAGAAAGUUAUCCCAGAAAUUCGUGCUCAGAGAAUCGCUUGGACAAAGCUGAGGGACGCGUGUAAUAUCAAAGCAUUUGUACAGGUCAACGCAAGUGAAGACAUUGUUUGGGGUGUACGAAAUGUGUUUUUGGCCUCCGGACUAGGUGGUAUGCGUCCAAAUAUCACAGUCCUUGGAUUCUAUGACGAACGACCGCCCAUUAAUUCUCAAACCAACAGUUCGGAAGAGCUGCCCACCGACUCGUGCCGUAAAGAAAGCCACAUGGGAAUGAGUGCCUGGGUUAAUGUUAUUGAAGAUUUGUUAAUGCUGCGGACGAAUGUGGCCAUCGCUAAAGGUUUUUUGAACCUCGAUAUACCCACUACUACCCGUUUUCAUGAUGAUGGUCUCGCUGGAACCCUUGGCUACAUAGACCUUUACCCGAUUCAGAUGUCUGCGCAAAUUGUCGACGCAGAUGGUAGAGCCAGUGGGAUGUCUAUCAAUUUUGAUACCUAUACGAUGAUUCUACAACUCGGUGCCAUUCUACACACAGUUCCCGCCUGGCAUAAGACGCAAAAACUGCGAGUCAUUGCGUUUGUCGAGAAAAUUAACCAGGUUGCAAGUGAACGGGAACGUAUUGCUGAAUUGUUAGAGAAGCUUCGAAUUCCAGCGGAGACAGUGGUGUGCAGCCUCGAUCAAAAUAACUUGGCGUACAGUGUGAUUGUGCGCGGUGCACCUGAUUCUACUGGUGAAAUUGGAAAGGCUCUCAAAGGUUCUAGAUGGUGGGGAAAGUUAUGUGAAGUUAGAACUAAUCCACGCGAUAUUCGUUUCCACAGCACGCUCCAUCGGCGCCCAUCUGCUGGCCAGAGCCAGUUUAUAUCACCCGGUAAACCACUUGCGAGACGCUGGACCAUGUCUGAACUACAGCAGAUGGGUGUUUCACACUCCAUGCAGUCAACACAUUGGAGAAGACAGGACUUGAUGUCAUUCGACACUGACGAUGACAGUCAAGACACCUCUGAUUCAGAAUCUGAUACUGAAAACGAAAGACGCGAUAGUCAAGAACAGGAGGGAUCGAACGAAGAAGAAAUUCCAUCGUUUACUGAUAGGCCGCGCUUUGAUGUCGAUCGUCUUGACUCCAGUGCUGCUGUCACAGGCUCUGCUAUCGAAGGAACUCCUCCUCCUGAAGACGGACCGCGGAGCUCGAUUGUUCCCAAAGCCGGGAAAUUGAAACUGAACUUUGACGAACUGCCGGCGAAAGCACAGCACCUUAUCAUUAACUAUCUUAUGAGAUCCUAUUCAAAGGAUUCUACUGUCAUCUUUACUACCCUUCCUGCCCCAUCUAGCGGCACAGCACAGUCACAAGCAUCAGCAGCCAACUACAUUAGACUGCUUGAGCUACUCACCAACGAUCUCCCACCCACAGUACUGAUACAUUCUCAGUCUAUGACUGUCACGACCACACUUUAG